AUGGAAGGGUCCAUUCAGGACCGCGUUGUGGUUGCUGCAGAGGGGGACGAGAAUCAUGGCACGGCAUGCAAUGUUGCCGGGGAGACUGAAGCUUCCGCACAGCAGACUCCUCCGGUCCCUCAGGUCAAAGAGCCUGAACUGCUGGAGGAAGAGGCCAGCAUAGGGAGGGAUGCCGCCGAUGAAUCCGACAAGAUUGCUGCCGCGAAGGGGCAGGGACAUGCUGUCGGGAGCGUUCAUGAGCCUCCGACGAAAAUGGAGCAAGUGCUCAAGGAGCAGCGCAAGUCUGCUAACAAGGUGGAUCAGCAACUGAAGGACAAGGGCAACGAGCUACGCGACUGGCACGGCAAGCAGUUCCAAGUCCUGAUGAAGCAGCAAGAGAUGAUCUCGAUGGCGAGGGAGGAUUUCAUUGCCCGGGAGGCUCACAUGGCGGAGCACAAGGCGCUUCUGGACGCUAGGGAGCAAGACAUCUCUUCUUGGGAGGAGAAACUUGAGGCCACCCUCCGUGCCAAAGACGAUGAUCCGGAAGCCCUUAAACUUGCUGAUGACCUUGCUGCUGCUUCCUCUGCCAAGACUACUCUUGACCAACAAGUGACCAAGCUGACGGAAGAGCUUGCCGGGAGCACCAAGGAGGUCGCGACCCUCAAGGAGGAGGUGCAGAAAGUGGAGACCCUUUUGAAGGAUACACAAUCGAAGCUCUCCUCCAAGGGUCAAGACCUCGGGACCGCCAACAGCACCAUUGAAAACCUGAAAGCCAGGAUCGGCAGCUUGGAGAGCUCGGUAGAGUCCAGCGGGGCCCGUGAGCAGCAGCUGACAAAAGACUUGGACACUGCCAGGCGUCUCCGGAAGGAUGCAGAGGACCAACUGACGAAUCACUCCGAACAGGUCAACAUCUGGAUCAAGAGCUUGAUCGAUAUUGCCGAGCGCCUCACCACCCAAGCAGCAGCGAUGGGUAUGGAAGGGUUAAUCUUCUCGGUUAGCAGGCAAAAGGUCCCCAGCGUCAAGCUAGGGGUCUUCUUCAACGAGCUGAUCGACAAGCUGAAGGCGCAUGAAGAGGGGAGGGCCGGUCGCUUCGCGACGGAAUCCCAAAGCUUGCUCGUGAUGCCCUCUUCCUGGUCUUGA
Messenger RNA from Aegilops tauschii subsp. strangulata, 1119 nucleotides. NCBI's taxonomy places the organism in Eukaryota, Viridiplantae, Streptophyta, Magnoliopsida, Poales, Poaceae. The record is from RefSeq and is a predicted model, not a curated record.